GCGCUGACAGUCGUUUUGCAUUGGCUGCAUUAUCAACGGUUUUAAUCUGUGUGACACGAGAUAAAAUCGCAUAUCCGGUUUUGACCAUGCGCGUACGUCUGUUGACCGCUGCAGCGCUACUGGUCAUUCCGCUGGCCGAGUGCGUGACGUACGUCUGGGAUUUACUGAAGCCGCCGCUCAACGCGGUGCAGAGUCAAGCGGCUCUAGCCACUGCCCAACCGGGGCGGUCGUAUCCGACGUACAGCUAUAUUCCGGCGACGAGUUUUCAGUGUGGUCAGGAGAAGCAGGCGGGAUACUAUGCUGACACGGAGACGGAAUGCCAGGUGUUUCACCGGUGCGACUUGGACGGGGUCAUGACCAGUUAUUUAUGCCCGAAUAAAACCAUAUUCAAUCAAAUCACAUUGGUCUGUGAUUUCUUCUACAAUGUUGAAUGUGCCAGAUCUUCAGAGUUUGUCGAUUUUGCCAAUUCCCGCUUAUAUUCCAACGGCCCGUUGUUCGAGUCGCCGCCCGCCGACUACAUCCCGCCCACAUCCGACGCUGACGCUGCCACCGCACUCAAGCAAAUGCCGCCUAACACGCCUGCCACCCCCGCAAGGCGGCCGCCGCUUUCGCCGCCGCGGCAACCGACUUCUCGUCCGCCUGUGCGCCCGCCCGUGCGUGGCGGUGCGUCUACUGCGCCACCCCGUGGACCAGGUGGGCGACCGCCCGCAGGUGGCGUGUCGCGCGUGGUGACCACGACCGCAUCCGGUCCGGAGGAGAACGUGAUUGGCGGGCAGCGGCACUACAGUAUGUGUCGGCUGUACGAUCAGUUCAAGAACACGCUGUGUCUGGCCAAACCCGGCUUCAGUACGGACUCGUUCCAAGCGCUCAGGCAGACGAAGGCGAACACCACGGAGGGACCGGUCGAGCCUGACGCCACGGAUCAAUCCGAACAUUAAAAAUAAAUUUCUGCAGGCUAAAAAUUAGAAAAGAACCAAAUCACGUACCCAAAGUGGAACUGUGCAAUGCUGUGUAUAAAAUCUAAUCAAAAAGAGCCAAAGAUUGUACUGGUAUUUCCGGUGGAAUUGGUAUGGGUAUCAUCAGGGUAUGUAAAAACUACUCAAUAUUUAAUAUUGAGUAGCUUUCUCAGC
This is a messenger RNA of Paramacrobiotus metropolitanus, 1130 nucleotides long. RefSeq lists its product as uncharacterized. The transcript is spliced from 3 exons. The record is from RefSeq and is a predicted model, not a curated record. Gene Ontology annotation, molecular function: chitin binding. Lineage: Eukaryota; Metazoa; Tardigrada; Eutardigrada; Parachela; Macrobiotidae. Bases 87 to 938 code for a protein of 283 amino acids. Gene Ontology annotation, cellular component: extracellular region.